Molecule: messenger RNA, 1086 nt
Organism: Oncorhynchus masou masou (cherry salmon)
Lineage: Eukaryota; Metazoa; Chordata; Actinopteri; Salmoniformes; Salmonidae
Product: keratin-associated protein 4-6-like
Exons: 2
Coding region: 1-1086 (361 amino acids)
Source: RefSeq, a predicted model, not a curated record
AUGUGUCAGAGGAAACACCGUGAAAUUAAAGUGAGGGCUGACUGUGAGAGGGCUAACUGUGAGAGGCCUAACUGUGAGAGGCCUAACUGUGAGAGGACUAACUGUGAGAGGCCUAACUGUGAGAGGCCUAACUGUGAGAGGCCUAACUGUGAGAGGGCUAACUGUGAGAGGGCUAACUGUGAGAGGCCUAACUGUGAGAGGACUAACUGUGAGAGGGCUAACUGUGAGAGGCCUAACUGUGAGAGGCCUAACUGUGAGAGGCCUAACUGUGAGAGUGUUAACUGUGAGAGUGUUAACUGUGAGAGGCCUAACUGUGAGAGGACUAACUGUGAGAGGCCUAACUGUGAGAGGCCUAACUGUGAGAGGCCUAACUGUGAGAGGGUUAACUGUGAGAGGCCUAACUGUGAGAGGGCUAACUGUGAGAGGGCUAACUGUGAGAGGCCUAACUGUGAGAGGCCUAACUGUGAGAGGGCUAACUGUGAGAGGGCUAACUGUGAGAGGGCUAACUGUGAGAGGCCUAACUGUGAGAGGCCUAACUGUGAGAGGGCUAACUGUGAGAGGCCUAACUGUGAGAGGCCUAACUGUGAGAGGACUAACUGUGAGAGGGCUAACUGUGAGAGGCCUAACUGUGAGAGGGUUAACUGUGAGAGGCCUAACUGUGAGAGGACUAACUGUGAGAGGCCUAACUGUGAGAGGCCUAACUGUGAGAGGGCUAACUGUGAGAGGCCUAACUGUGAGAGGGCUAACUGUGAGAGGCCUAAAUGUGAGAGGCCUAACUGUGAGAGGCCUAACUGUGAGAGGCCUAACUGUGAGAGGCCUAACUGUGAGAGGCCUAACUGUGAGAGGCCUAACUGUGAGAGGGCUAACUGUGAGAGGGCUAACUGUGAGAGGGCUAACUGUGAGAGGCCUAACUGUGAGAGGGCUAACUGUGAGAGGGCUAACUGUGAGAGGCCUAACUGUGAGAGGCCUAACUGUGAGAGGGCUAACUGUGAGAGGACUAACUGUGAGAGGGCUAAAGAGAACACAGUGGAGCACCCCAGGACCAUGCUGGCAAGCUGGCAAGGUAGACGGCUGACAACGGGUUAG